AAAGUUGUCUUUAAAGUCUACCAAGACAACCUCUUGAUCGACGCUGGAUUGUUUUCAGUAGCUGCUAGACACGAGGAAACCUUCAAGGGAAUAAAGGAUGGAAGUAUGGCAUCGGAAGCAAGAAACAUAACCGCCGCUCGAUAUUUUCUUCACAUUCUUAAGAGAUUGCUCUUUUGUUGAGCAUGCGAUCAUGUGUCCGAUUUCUGACAUGGCGAAGAUGCAGGAAUUGCAGGAAUUGUCACAGUCCGUGUCUCCUUCUUACAAUUCCACUGUUCCUCUGGAUUUUUUUUCGUCAACAAAGGACGCCUGUUAUUACAGUAUUUGCUCAUAUUUCCAGCAUCGAGACAGAAAACCUCCACAAAUACUCAUAUUCCAACAACUUUCCACGGAAGGGAUGCCCCCUUUCUCUCAAUACUAGUCAUUUACAAAAUGUCCAGGACUAUAAUGGUUAUACUGUGAAUAGAGUUUUAUUCCAGUGUGCGCCACCGUUAAACAUUUCUAAUAUUCGAAAGAAGAAACUGGCAUUUAUGCCUCUUCUUUAUCCUCUAGAGCUGGAUAUUGUACAAUUAGUAAAAACACAACUCGAGGGCAAGAAAAUAGUCAAUGAACCCAUCAAUCUACAUAAUUUUAACUAUAUUCACCAAGGACAAAAUAUAUGUAAAGAAUCUAACAUAUUUCUCAUUUUAGUUGUAAAAUCUAGAGUGGAAAAUUUCUUAAACCGACAUGUCAUUAGGAAGACUUGGGGCAAUAUUAGCAAUUACGAAGCUGUUAAAAUUGUCUUUCUUCUUGGUUUUAACAGAAGUGUGCAAAGACGAGUUGAUACUGAGGCUUUGAAAUAUAGAGACAUUGUACAGGAAGAUUUUUUGGACAAUUACUCGAACAACACAUUAAAAACCAUUAUGGGUUUAAAUUGGGUUUCCCAUCACUGUCGUAAUGCCCAGCUAAGCUUUUACGUAGAUGAUGACGUUUUUCUUAUCGUAAAUAAUUUCAAAAAAUUCAGGAAAUCAAGGAACCAAGGUCCUGAAAUGAUGUUAGGUAAACUUCUGUCUCAUUCUGUACCGUACCGGGAUAAUACGUCAAAAUGGUUUGUGUCGUGGGAAGACUAUCCAUUUGACAAGUACCCUAAAUAUCUUGCAGGAUACGCCUAUCUCAUGUCAGCGCUUGUUGUUAAGAAAUUUGCUCUAGCUAUACCUUAUAUCCAAACUAUUUCAAUCGAUGACACUUAUCUUGGUAUUGUAGCAGAAAAACUGAAAAUUGUGCGCAAAAAUCAGCCCGGUUUCCUGAUGAAGAAACCUGGACCAGUAUCAAACAAUGCUGUGACGAUGAAUUUUCGAAAUACAUUAGCAUAUCAUCAAAUAUCGUCCCCUGAGUCUAUGAUGCAAACGUGGAUAGAAUAUUGUAGAGAAAGUAAAUUCUGUUCACCGACGCUUGCUUGAAGGGAUGUUGGAGCAUUAUUAUCAGGAUACGAUAAAUUUCUCCCUGUCCUGGAAGAAAUUUUUUCACAUGUUAUUUGUUUUAUAAAUUAUAUGGAAAUGUGUAUCUGCAUCGUGCUGGAGCUCGAAGCAAAUAUAUUAUGUACAACUUGAUUCUGCAUUGUUGUACAUAGUCUGAAAUAGCUGAAUGACGAAAUAAAAUAUUUUUUAUUAAAAUAAUUUUGUUGCUGGUAAUUUUUUUAUUUGCUUAUUUUCUUAAAGGGGAAUGUGAUAUUGAACUUACCGAUAGAACUACUUGUUAAGAUACCAUGGCAUUGUGUGUAAAGAUCUAUUAUUAUCUGA
This is a messenger RNA of Saccostrea echinata, 1775 nucleotides long. Its product is annotated as beta-1,3-galactosyltransferase brn-like. Gene Ontology annotation, molecular function: hexosyltransferase activity; UDP-glycosyltransferase activity. The record is from RefSeq and is a predicted model, not a curated record. The coding region runs from base 183 to 1436 and encodes 417 amino acids. Lineage: Eukaryota; Metazoa; Mollusca; Bivalvia; Ostreida; Ostreidae. Gene Ontology annotation, cellular component: membrane. The transcript has 3 exons.